This is a messenger RNA of Polypterus senegalus (gray bichir), 715 nucleotides long. RefSeq names its product acyl-CoA binding domain containing 7 (gene acbd7). Gene Ontology annotation, biological process: fatty acid metabolic process. The record is from RefSeq and is a predicted model, not a curated record. The coding region runs from base 115 to 381 and encodes 88 amino acids. NCBI's taxonomy places the organism in Eukaryota, Metazoa, Chordata, Cladistia, Polypteriformes, Polypteridae. The transcript has 4 exons. Gene Ontology annotation, molecular function: fatty-acyl-CoA binding.
GACGUUGCUGCCAAGUGUGCUGCUUUCCGUAGCGCCUGGACCAGAAUCAGACAUCGCAGAAGGAAGGCUAGCUGAGAAAGGAGCAACUUCGGAAGUGUGAGCAACUCAUAUACUAUGACUCUGCAGGCAGAAUUUGAGCAGGUGGCCGAGGAUGUGAAAAAAGUAAAGACAAGACCUGAAGAUGGAGAGCUUCUAGAGCUCUAUGGACUUUACAAGCAGGCAACUGUGGGUGAUAUCAAUACAGAAAAGCCUGGCAUGUUGGAUAUGAAAGGAAAAGCAAAAUGGGAAGCCUGGGAAUCCAAAAAAGGAAUGUCAAAAGAAGAUGCUAUGAAAGCGUACAUCGCUUAUGCGAAAGAAGUCAUCAGUAAGUACGGGCUGUGAAGCGACAAUCACACCGACUGCUUGUAGAAUAGAACAGCCUCUACAGCCGUACAGGAAGGCUUGAUAAACUGUACGUUAGGUAUGCCCACAAAACAAGGAUUUCUUGAAUAACAGUUAUAAAAGCUUUAGAGAUGUUAGGCUUCAGUAUCCAUACAAGAAAUGGAGGAGUACAUUAAUACUGGAAGAGGGUGUUUCAGUGACUGCUGACGGUGUUGUUGGCAGUCAUUUAUCUUACUUAUCUUAACAUGCAAAAACAUAACAGGGGUUUACACAACUAAUGUCAAGAAAGAAAUAUGGUACUUGUAAAAGAUAAUAAAUAUCUUCUAAAAUAUAA